AUGGCAGUGAUUGGAAUGCCAAGCCUGUCAAUGAAGAAUGAUGCAAAGGAUGAACUGUUGCAGUUCUGGGCGCCCCAUUACAGGGACGAUGUGGCGGCUUUGGAGAGGGACAGUAAACAAGUGGAAAUAGUAACUAGGAAUGUUGACAAUUUCAACUGUUCUCAUCAUUACCUCAGCCUCCAUGUGUUGCCAGCCUCGUUCGCUGGGAGUGUGUGUGCACUGAGCGCUUCCCCCGCUGGCACCCCGGGCACCCCUCGACGCCUGAGCCUGGCGGAGUCGUUCACCAACCUGAGGGAGGGCACCACAACCACCAGCACCUCCCUGGGGCUGGUGCGUCUACUGAAGGAGAGGGGGAUCUCAGCUGCCGUCUACCAGAGCCUGGCCCCCGGCCUCCAGCUGCCCAAACCCCCCACGCUCCCCUCCACCCCUCCCAACUCCCCCCUGCUCCCCGCUCCCGGCCCCUGGCCCGAUGCCCGGGCCCCUUGCGGCCCCGACGAUCCCUUCCUGACCUCGCUGCCAGCCAGCUCGCUGCUGAAGGAGCUGAGGGGGGGGGACAAGACCACCAGGCAUGUGGACAGCCAGACGGAGGUCAGCAUGGCCAGGAUCGACCUGGUGGCCAAGGUGAAGCGGCUGGGCAUCGGCCGGGCGCUGCGGGACCGCACAGUGGACGAUGGCGACCGCCACACCGCGGCCACGCUGCUGAGAGACGGACAGUCGCCGGGUUACGGCCACAUCUCCCGCAGCCCCAUCGGUGGUCUCCAGCUCGGAGCCGGCAUCCGCAGGAACCGCAGCCUGCCCACCAUGGUGGGGCCCAGCAUGCAGAUGAGGGGACCCGUCUCCGAGCCCACCGGCAUCCUGAUGGGGGCUGCGUUACCUGGCCAUCCGGACCCGCAGUGAGCUGAAUGUACGAGGGGACACCACGCCAUCCUGCAGCCCUCAGCACAAAAUCACGGGCUGGCACGGUGGCGCAGCGGCAGAGACCCGGGUUCCAUCCUGACUACGGGCGAAUUCUGUGCCGAGUUUGUACGUUCUCCUUGUGACCUGCAUGGGUUUUCUCCGGGCGCUCCGGUUUCCUCCUGCACUCAUUAAGUUACAUGAACGGAAUUAGGCCAUUCGGCCCAUCGAGUCUACUCCGCCAUUCAAUCAUGGCUGAUCUAUCUCUCCCUCUCAACCCCAUUCUCCUGCCUUCUCCCCGUAACCCCUGACACCCGUACAAAUCAAAGAUGUGCAGGCUUGUAGGUUAAUGGGUGGAUGUAAAUUGUCCCAAGUUUAUGUAGGAUAGUGUUAGUGUGUGGGGAUCGCUGGUCGGUGUGGACUCGGUUGGCCAAUUGGCCCGUUUCCACGCUGUAUCUCUAAACUAGUGCACGGGGUGAUCGCUGGUCGGCGCGGACUCGGUGGGCCGAAGGGCCUGUUUCCAUGCUGUAUCUGUAAACCUUAAAGAAACAAAGCAGGCAGUGACAUAACUACUGAUGGCUUCUCUCUCGGUGUCCAAUACAUUGAAUUAGUGCCUGAUAGGAUUAGAACAAGCCUUGUAUGAUAAUGUACAUAGAAUACCGGCCCUAAACUCAGUGUAAGUGUACGGUCCUCUCCUAUACAUAUGUAUAUAUUAAGCAAGGAGUCGGAUGUGAAACACACUCACAUUGAAGUGGAUGUUUUGUGAAUCCUGGCCGGUUGGUUGGACUUUGCACUCUGUCUGCUCCACAAUCAGAAUGGGAGCGGCUUUCAUCAGGUCACCUGAUUGG
Leucoraja erinaceus (little skate) is the source of this 1742-nucleotide messenger RNA. Its product is annotated as trafficking kinesin-binding protein 1-like. Gene Ontology annotation, cellular component: dendrite. Gene Ontology annotation, molecular function: GABA receptor binding. Lineage: Eukaryota; Metazoa; Chordata; Chondrichthyes; Rajiformes; Rajidae. Bases 1 to 897 code for a protein of 298 amino acids. Gene Ontology annotation, biological process: neurogenesis; anterograde axonal transport of mitochondrion; endosome to lysosome transport. The transcript has 3 exons. The record is from RefSeq and is a predicted model, not a curated record.